Glycine soja is the source of this 3534-nucleotide messenger RNA. RefSeq lists its product as uncharacterized. Gene Ontology annotation, molecular function: transcription corepressor activity. Lineage: Eukaryota; Viridiplantae; Streptophyta; Magnoliopsida; Fabales; Fabaceae. The record is from RefSeq and is a predicted model, not a curated record. Bases 181 to 2952 code for a protein of 923 amino acids. The transcript has 3 exons. Gene Ontology annotation, cellular component: nucleus.
AUAUGCACAACUUUGUAUGUAUCUAUAUAUGUACGGAGAGAGAGAGAGAGAAAAAAGUUAUUAUGUUAUUAUUUUGUUCAUCAAUAACUAUGCUUUGUUCACGUUUUCUUUAUUUCCAAUCUGCUACUUGGCGAAUCGGUGUGUAACCAUCACGACCCAUUUUCGCAGCUUCGCUUCUUCAUGUGGGUCGAGCCGGGUUCUUCUUCUUCUUCCAUGGAGAUGGAGGUGGAUGCAGUACAAGUUAAUGACCUGAAUUGUAUUGACGAACAAUCUCUUUCUCCAGAAUAUUCUGGUGUUUAUGAUGCUUUUGGUGAACCAGACAUAUUUCCUCGGGUGGGUGACCAGUACCAGGUUGAAAUUCCAUCUUUAAUUUCAAAAUCUGACUAUUACUGGCUUCUAAGGAAUCCCCAUGAGGCAGAGAGCACAGCAAGUAGGACUCUCCAUAAGUUUCGAGUUGGAUUACCCAUCCCAAUAAUUUGGAUUAAGGAUGUAGAGAACAAUAGGCACGAUCAUCAGAAAAAUGCAUGCAAGUCAAAUGGAGUUACAAAUAAAAUUGAAUCCUCAAAACUAGAAUGUAUAGAAGAGACCUUGAAUGGUCUGGAUUGUGAUAAAUUAAAGCCUAAACUUGGGUCCGUUGACAGUACAUUGGUGAAAUUAGGAGAAUCAGGAAAUUCCAAUAUGCAGCAAGAAACAGAGAUUGAGAUGUGCAAGAAGCAUAGAGAUAAAGGCCAUUGUUUAGUUCCUGGGGCUGCAAGUGACACCUGGAAUCAAAUUGAAGAGGCCAGUUUCAUCCUUGGCUUGUAUAUAUUCGGGAAGAACCUUGUUCAGGUGAAAAGAUUUAUUGGCAAUAAGAAGAUGGGAGAUAUACUGUCAUUCUAUUAUGGGAAAUUUUAUAAAUCUGACAAAUUUCAAAGAUGGUCUGGAUGUAGAAAAAUGAGAAGCAGAAAAUGCAUUUAUGGCCAAAAAAUAUUCACAGGACCAAGGCAACAAGAGCUCUUGUCUCGAUUACUACCAACUGUGUCAGGGGAAUGCUACAAUAAAUUACUUGAGGUGUCCAAGGCAUUUGUAGAGGGGAAAAUGCUUCUAGAAGAUUAUGUUUUAACUUUGAAGGCCUCAGUUGGGCUCAAAGCUCUUGUUGAGGGAGUAGGAGUUGGUAAGGGGAAAGAAGAUCUUACAGGACUCGCUAUAGAUUCUAUGAAAUCCACACAAGUACUUCCUGCUCGCCAAGAAAUACCUGUUGGCAAAGCAUGUUCAUUGCUUACUCCUGAAAUAAUAAGCUUUCUAACAGGUGAUUUCAGAUUAAGUAAAGCUCGAACAAGUGAUCUCUUCUGGGAAGCUGUUUGGCCUCGUUUACUUGCCAGAGGUUGGCACUCUGAGCAGCCAGAUAGUCAUAAUUAUGCUGCUACUUCUAAGUAUUCUCUGGUCUUCCUUGUCCCUGGAGUUAAAAAGUUUUCAAGGAAACUAGUGAAGGGGAAUCACUAUUUUGAUUCUGUUAGUGAUGUCCUGUGUAAAGUUGCUUCUGACCCUGAGCUGAUUGAGCUUGAGACGAUAGCAGAUAAUGAUUGCACUAGCCAAGAAGGAAAUGGGUGGACAAAAGAUACAAAACUGGACCGUGAAAAUUCCCCUGAUCAACCACGCCACUGCUAUCUCAAGGUAAAAACUCCAAACCACAGUACAGAUGUCAUGAAAUUUACUGUUGUGGACACAAGUCUGGCUAGUGAAAAAAUGACAAAGGUGAGAGAACUGAGAAGCUUGCCAUUUGAAAUUUUAAAAGCUUGUACUUUUGAAAAUGACUCUGAUGAUGAGAAUACUUCUGAGGAGCAAACAAAUGAAUCUGAGUCUGUCAAUACCACUUGCUUGGAUAGGGAGAAGAAUGACAUUACUAAAGCCAGUAAAUCUAAUACUGGUAAGUUUGUCUCUUCACUUUUGAAUUGUUUAGAACACAAUCCUUCAAAAGAGGAGCUUCCAAGGAGCAGCAUGGGUUCUAGUAGCCUAUCUGCUGCCUCCAAGGGACCAAAGACAGAAUUCUUGAGUAACACACUCAAAAGAGAUGGUAUGAAGUGCCCAUCACUCCAGAGAAUGGUAUCUGACAACAAAAAUGAUCUAGUCCCUGUUACAAAAAGACGGAGGAGAUUAACUGCCUGUAGUCGUGCAAAGAAAAAUAGCAACACUGCCAAUUUCUUUGUGGUUCCCAGAGUAAAUCAGGAGGAGGCCAGUUUUUGCCCGGAUCCAGACAAUUCAAAAUCUAGUGCAAAUGUAACUGCCAACGUCUUUGUGGCUUCCAGAGUAAAACAAGAGGAAGCCAUUCCUCACAAGUCAAAAUGUAGUGAGAGUGUUCUUUCAUGGGAAAUCCCAACCCAGGAGAAAAACUCAUCAGCAGAUUUUCCAACCCAGAAAAACAAAACAUUAGCAGAUCCUCCAUCAAAUCCCAGCUCAAUCAUCAAUGGAGAAGCUGUUCGUGACACUAGUUCUUCAGGCAAUAAGGAUCAAUGUGAUAAACCCCAGCCACGGACUAUGAUUGACCUUAACUUACCUGUUCCACUGGAAGUUGAAGCUGAUGAAACUUUUGUGAAUGAAGUGGCGGAGAUGCAGCAAAAUAACACAGGCAAGGAAUCAGAUGAUCUCAGUGUUGUAACAAAUGCCAAACUUAGUGAACAGCCUGACAUUCACACCCGGAGGCAGAGCACCAGAAACCGGCCACCAACAACAAAAGUGCUAGAAGCUUUUGCCUUUGGAUAUCUAGACAGAAAGGAGAAGUGCAGAAAUAGAGAUUAUCUCCAGGACAGUUCAACAAGGCCUUCCCGACGUGUUUCUCGCAAAUUGGCAGGCUCUAGAAAUGGUGGUACUGAUCUUGAAAAAGAGGAAAAAACAGAUGUUGUCUGUAAUGGGAAUGGUAACCAUAGCAUUGACAGUAAUGUGAUAUACACAGGCUCCAAGUGUAAUGAAAGAUAAAUGAAACGGAGUUUGAAUCGAAGCAGUGGAAGUUUGAUUACCUGUUUCUAAUAUCAUGAGAUGGCAACGCAUGACAUAAACAAGAUAGCAGCCUUUUCACUCAUUGAAGUGGUUAUCUGCACAUAAUGGAUGUUAGAUAUUAACUUCGAAAGAAGUUUUUUUUACAGCUUAAAACUUUUCAAGUUUUUCCCUCUGGUCUUCCCAGCUUUGCAAUCAACAGAAUCUGAGAUUUCUAGUCUCCUGGAGUUGAAGUUUUAUGCUUUUCUCGUUUCUUAGUUGCAGUGCCAGUCUUCAAUGUCAGACAAGGUUCCACUGAACUCUUGCUGCCCCUGGUUAUGAACAGAAUACACAGUAAGCCAAUGCACAUUAUGACUAUAGUUUUUUUUAUUACUAUUAUUUUGGGUCACAUAAUUAGAUGUUUAACCUCAUCAAGUUCUGUCAGAUGAUGACAGAAUAAAGGAAAAGGAGCACAGUUACCAUAGGCUUUUCCCCUGUAUGGGUGUGUCCUCCUAGGUAGGUGAUGACUCCAAACAUUCAUUAUAUUAUUAUACAUGCAUAUAAGAUGUGAUUUCAUCAUAAUUA